AUGGCAGGUCGAACACAUCUUCAGCACGCCCUCCCCUGCACCUUUGGCUAUAAAUGCGCAGUGUACUUGUCGGGUGUUUUGCGCCACCUGGAACAAAUCAAAGAGAUUAAAAAGAGAUGCCUACUGGUGCAAUUUGGAGGAGCAGCCGGUACCAUUGCCUCCUUGGGCGUAGACGACACCGGUCUCCGGGUGCGCGAGCAGCUCGCGGUGGAGCUGGGCCUGCAGAACCCAGACAUCACAUGGCAUGUGGCACGAGACAAUGUGGCAGAGAUCAUCAACUUCUUGGCAUUGGUCGGUGGUACCUUGGGAAAGAUCGCACUGGAUCUUAUGAUCAUGUCUUCCAACGAAUUUGACGAAGUGUCGGAGCCCUUUGUCCCCCAUCGCGGCGCUUCGUCAACUAUGCCGCAAAAGCGUAAUCCGAUCUCGAGCGAGGUCAUUCUCGCUGCAUCCAAGAUGCUCCGGUCCAGUGCAUCGCUCGGACUGGAUGUGAUGAUCACGGACUUUGAGCGUGCUUCUGGGCCCUGGCAUCUGGAGUGGGUGGCCGUUCCCGAUGCGUUUGUGGCGGUAGUUGGGGCGCUUCACCAAACCAACUUCGCCCUCGGCGGACUGGUAGUCAAGGUGGACUCAAUGGAGCGUAACCUGCGUUCCACCAAGGGCCUUAUUGUAGGAGAAGCGGUGAUGAUGGCUCUCGCGCCUCACAUUGGGCGACAGAAGGCGCAUGACGAGGUGCAUGGAGACUGCAAAUCGGCCAUCGAGCAGAAUCGAUCGCUCUUGCAGGUCCUAGAGGAGUCCCCUGUUCUAACAGGCGUUUUCAACAAGGAGCAGCUAACCAGUCUCUGUGACCCAUCGCAAUAUAUGGGGCGAGCCAGCUGA
Penicillium argentinense is the source of this 873-nucleotide messenger RNA. Its product is annotated as class-II fumarase/aspartase family protein. The record is from RefSeq and is a predicted model, not a curated record. The transcript has a single exon. Bases 1 to 873 code for a protein of 290 amino acids. NCBI's taxonomy places the organism in Eukaryota, Fungi, Ascomycota, Eurotiomycetes, Eurotiales, Aspergillaceae. Gene Ontology annotation, molecular function: catalytic activity.